CUUCCUUACCACCGAUCUUGCUUGUCGGUCAAGCAUCAUCUAUUCGCCAUAAUGUCGGUCACAAAGGCAUCUACGUCAUCAAAUCCUCCACCACCUCCAAAUACGGCAUUAUAUGUGAAAAAUAUCGAUUCAAAAAUAAAAAAGAAUGAAGUAAAGAAACAAUUAUAUGCACUUUGUAUAACGUAUGGUCGGAUACUAGACAUAGUCACAACAAGGGCAGAUGGAAUGCGUGGUCAGGCAUUCGUUGUUUUUGAAGAUCUAGCAAGCUCAACAGCAGCUUUGCGUGCGUUGGAUGGAUUCAACUUUUAUGGGAAACCAUUGAUGAUCGAUUACGCAAAGUCAAAAUCGAAAGCAACAAUCGUUGCGGAAAAAGGACCUGAAGCUUUGUUCGAUCCUAGCUUGCAUCUCACACAAACUGCAGCAAGGAAGGAAAAGGUUACACUGUCUUCUGCUGGUGCGGACUUGCAAGGAAGAGAACGCAAACGUGCGAGGGAAGAAGCUGGUCAGCGUGGUGAAGUAGUUCAGGAGGAAGAGGAAAAUUCUGAAUCAGACACAAGGUCUUCCGAUGACGAACAGCCGGAGACGAAACGAAGAAAGUCUGAAGCAGGCUCGAAAGUGGCUGACGGCAAAGAAGGGAGUGAUGAUGAUGCCGGUUCAAUGCAAAUGGCCGAAUCGGAUGGAGAGUGAUGUUCGUGCUCUCAAUGAUACCCUGUAACAGUAAUGAUUAAUGUGUAUGAAUAGUGAAUUAUUGCAUAAAAUACAUGUAUUGUAGUGAAAGCCUUGAUUAGUCUUCUUCGUCUAGAUCGAGUUCGUCAUCUAAUUCCAAUUCAUCUUCAACGUCGUCGUCGUCAUCCUCCUCAUCAUCUUCAUCAUCUAGAUCAAUUUCCCCA
Messenger RNA from Meira miltonrushii, 890 nucleotides. RefSeq names its product RNA-binding domain-containing protein. NCBI's taxonomy places the organism in Eukaryota, Fungi, Basidiomycota, Exobasidiomycetes, Exobasidiales, Brachybasidiaceae. Gene Ontology annotation, molecular function: RNA binding. The record is from RefSeq and is a predicted model, not a curated record. Bases 52 to 687 code for a protein of 211 amino acids. The transcript has a single exon.